CUUCUAGAAUAAGCCGGUUGCAAGCGAAAAACAGCAAACCGACGAACGACGGAACGAGUCAAGUCAAGAGUCAAGAGAGUGAACAAAAACAAAAUGGACAAUGUUUACAAUGAACUGUUGUAAUAAUUUACAUUUAUUUUGACAUUAAUUAAAUUUUGUAAAUCGUGUAUAACAGUAUCAUUCUUUGAAGGUGUAAUUAGCCUUCAGAAUGUUCAUCAAGCAGGUUAUCAUCCAUGGCUUCAAAAGCUACAGAGAGCAGACUAUCGUUGAACCCUUUGAUCGAAGGCACAAUGUCGUUGUGGGGCGUAAUGGAUCUGGAAAGAGUAACUUUUUCUAUGCUAUCCAAUUUGUGCUGAGUGAUGAAUUCUCUCACUUGAGACCAGAACAGAGACAAGCCCUGCUGCACGAGGGUACAGGUCCACGAGUGGUCACUGCCUAUGUCGAAAUUAUUUUCGACAAUUCGGACAGUCGUCUACCUAUUGAAAAGGAUGAAAUUGUACUUCGUCGUGUGAUUGGAGCUAAAAAAGAUCAAUACUUCUUGAAUAAAAAGAUGGUUCCACGUACUGAUGUUAUGAAUCUUCUUGAAUCUGCUGGAUUUUCAAGAUCAAAUCCCUAUUAUAUUGUAAAACAGGGAAAGAUCAAUCAAAUGGCCACAGCUCCAGAUUCUCAAAGACUUAAACUUUUGCGUGAGGUAGCUGGAACAAGAGUUUACGAUGAAAGGAAAGAAGAAUCAAUUUCUAUUUUGAAAGAAACUGAAGGAAAAGUUGAAAAGAUUGACGAAUUUUUGAAAACAAUCGAAGACAGACUGAAAACUUUGGAGGAGGAAAAAGAAGAGUUGAAAGAAUAUCAAAAGUGGGAUAAAAUGAGACGAUCACUCGAGUACUGCAUCCAUGACAGAGACUUGAAAGAAACUAAACGGAAGCUUGAGGAGCUGGAAGAUAAAUUGAACAAUUACGACGAGGACCAAAAGAAGCUGACAAGUGAACUAAAAGCGGCCCAAGAAGCAGCGAAAAGUGCAGCAAAGAAGCUGAAGGAUGCCAGAAAGGAAGUGCAAAUGGCCAAAGAGGAAAAGGAAACUUUGAAUUUGGAACAGCAGCAAUUGCUCAAAGAUAAAGCUAAACUGGAGCUCACAAUUAAAGAUCUAUCAGAUGAAGUGCAAGGCGAUGAUAAGUCAAAGGAUAGAGCUGAAAAAGAGUUGAAAAAGUUGAAAGAAACAAUUGCUCAAAAAGAAGCUGAACUUGAAGAACUGAAACCGAAGUAUGAAGCUCAAAAGAAGAAAGAGGAAGAAUGCACACGAGAACUUGCAUUGAAAGAACAAAAGCGUAAGGAGUUGUAUGCCAAGCAAGGAAGAGGAAGCCAGUUCACUUCUAAGGAUGACAGGGAUCAAUGGAUUCAGAAAGAAUUGAAAUCUCUAAAUAAGCAAAUCAAGGACAAGACUGAUCACAAAGAAAAAUUGGCUGGUGACUUGAAACGCGACGGUGAAAAACCAAUCCAGUUGGAAAAGAAAAUUGAGGAACAAACUGCUGAAUUGGAAAGACAAAGACACGCUAUAGACGAAUAUAACAAGCAGUAUUACGAGCACAAGAAAAAGAAGGACUCAAAUCAAAGUGAUCGAAAUGAGUUAUGGAGGAAAGAAAACCAACUUCAACAGUCGCUAUCACUUCUGAAGGAAGACCUGGCGAAAGCAGACCAAGCAUUGCGUAGUAUGGCUGGAAAGCCGAUCUUGAAUGGGAGGGACAGUGUGAAGAAGGUAUUGGAAACGUUUCGACAGAGAGGCGGCUCUUUUGCAGCUUUGGCCGAUUCAUACUACGGCCAAGUCAUUGAGAACUUCGAAUGCGAGACCAGCAUCCACACUGCUGUUGAAGUGACCGCGGGAAUGAGAUUAUUCUACCACAUAGUGGAAUCUGAUAGUGUUGGUACUCAAAUAUUGAAAGAGAUCAACAAACAGAACUUACCUGGCGAGGUUACGUUCAUGCCUAGAAACAGACUUCAUGUUAAAGAGCAAAGAUAUCCGAAUUCUGAAAAUGCUAUUUCAAUGGUGAGCCGGUUGACAUUCGAUCCGAAAUACGAACUAGCAAUCAAAUACAUUUUUGGAAAGACUCUGAUUUGUCGUAAUCUCGAGACUGCUACAGAUAUGUCCAAAAAGUACAACCUUGAUUGCAUUACAGUUGAAGGAGACCAAGUUUCAUCGAAGGGCACCCUAACAGGUGGCUACUUCAAGAACAUCAGGUCAAAACUCGAGAUUCAAAAGAGUAGAACUGAACUGCAGUCACAGAUAAAAGACGCCGAGAAGGAGUUGGUCAAACUGAGAGAGGACUUACGGAGUAUUGAAUCCGAAAUUAACACUGUCGUCUCUGAUAUGCAAAAAACUGAAACAAAAAAUAGCAAGGCCAAAGGCUACUUUGACAAGCUGAAGGCAGACAUCAGGCUGAUGAAAGAAGAGCUGCUGGGCAUUGAGAGGUACCGAACACCCAAAGAGCGAUCACUGGCUCAGUGCAUCAGCAACCUUGAAGCCAUGCAGACAACGCGAGCCGGUCUAGAAGCUGAAUUGCAUCAGGAUCUUCUAUCACAACUGUCAGUGGUCGAUCAAUUAGAAAUGGAUAAACUGAAUGAUGACAUCAAAAGACUCACUCAUGAGAACAAAUCUGCAUUCUCUACAAGAAUGAAUCUGGAAGCAGCGAAAAAUAAAUUGGAAAAUCUUCUCAUCAACAAUUUAAUUCGAAGGAAGGAUGAGCUAAUUCAGGCUCUGCAAGAAAUAUCAGUAGAAGAAAGGAAACGCACUCUCGAUAACAGUAAUUUGGAAUUGCAGGGUAUUGAAAAGAGAAUCGAACAAGUGAACAAGGAUUUUAAAGCAGUUGAUAAGAAAGUCCACGAAGCAGUCAAACGCCAAAGGGCCGAGCAGGAAGAAGUGGAAAGGUACAAGACAAAGGAGAAAGAAGCUCAAGAAAAGCUUGAUGCUGAUUCGAAAGAUUUGUCAAAAGUGUCAUCAAAACAGGCAAUGUUGAGACAGAAGAUAGAGGACAGCACUACCAAGAUCAAUGAACUUGGCUCGAUGCCCGCCGUCGAUAUGGUCAACAAAUAUAUGGCUUAUUCUUCAAAGAAUUUAUUCAAAGAGCUGGAGAAGGCCAAUAGUCAUCUGAAAAAAUACAGUCAUGUCAAUAAGAAAGCUCUGGACCAAUUCAUGAGUUUCUCCGACCAAAAAGAAAAGCUCAUGAAACGUAAAGAGGAGUUGGAUAUUGGUGAUCAAAAGAUCAACGAGUUGAUGAGUGUGCUGGAGCAGAGAAAGUUCGAGGCUAUUCAGUUCACGUUCAAGCAAGUGUCCAUGUUCUUCAGUGAAGUGUUCUCCAAGCUGGUUCCUUCCGGCCACGGCCAGCUCAUCAUGAAGACGGCUGAUGGAGAUGAACACGAUUCCAACAAUCCAAGCCAAGAAAUGGACUCAGACCAGUUCACUGGUGUGAUGAUACGCGUUUCGUUCAAUGGCUUCGGCGAAAUGAGAGAAAUGAACCAACUUUCCGGUGGGCAGAAGUCAUUGGUGGCGCUCGCGCUCAUCUUCUCCAUUCAGAAGUGCGACCCGGCGCCAUUCUAUCUCUUCGAUGAAAUCGAUCAGGCGCUAGAUGCUCAACACAGAACUGCAGUUGCUGAAAUGAUUCACGAGAUGUCCAAAGACGCGCAAUUCAUCACAACCACAUUCAGACCUGAGCUCUUGCAGAACGCCAAUAAGUUCUAUGGUGUCAAGUUCAGAAAUAAGGUCAGUCACGUGGAGUGCUGCACGAGAGAAGAGGCUCAUGACUUCGUUGAGGAUGACACCACCCAUGCUUAAGUGUAGAGACAUUGCAAUGUGUACAUCUUUAGUGUUAGAACUUGAUUUUCCAACGGACGUACUAAACUGCCAAGCAUAAGUAUUUCUAUUCUGUUUUUUAGCAUAUGUAUGUAUUUUCUAUCAUGUAAGUGAUAAGUUCAAAUCCUAGGUUUUGUAUCAAACAUUACAACUACUGGAAAAAUGUUUAUAUAUUAAGAGAGUACAUAUACCAAAGUGGGGAGAGGUAUAUUUUUUCUACUGAAUAAUUUCGUUUGUUCUAAGAUGUAAGAUUUCACAAUAUUAUUACUAUAUUUUCAUCAGUUUACAUAUAAUCAGCAUUUUUGAAUGCAUCUAUGGACCGGCUUUCAUUUACACUUUGGCAAAAUCUAUUUUGGUAAAAUUACUGUUUUCACUCCAAAAACAAAACAGUAAAAUUUGUUAAAAGUAAACAAUACUGUAAAAUUUACUGUAUUCCAUGAUAACGAAUAGAUAGCAAUAUACGGAAUGAAACGACUAUUUUCAUCCUCUGCUUUCAACCUCUUAGAGGCUUGCUUUCGAUCCCAAGAGGCUGAAAACAAUGGAGAAAAUCAGAACAAAGAAAUAUUCCACUUUCAAACAAUUUGUUUUAGCUAAAAUAUUUUGCUUGAUGUUCAACUGAUUGUAUCUGGGUGUUUCAAGCAAAAUGAUUUCACUCAAUACAAAUUGUUUCCUUAACAAAUCAGAAAAAAAUGCUCGCCGGUCGUAGAUCAUUUUGAAAUUCAAUGUAGGUGGUUAAUAUUAUAUUCAUCUAGAAAGCUGAAUGAUUUCGUCAUACAUUAUCCUAACACCUCAUCUUCAAUUGAUGUAUAUUGAUCUGAAAAAUCCAAUCAUUCAGCCCUCGCUUUUAUUUAUCUUCUAUUUUCAUCCAAUAUACCGAGUGAAGGAACUUUCUUUCAACAAUAUAGCUUUUCUGUGUAACAAUGUAAUUAAGUUACUAAUAAUGUAGUAGCUGUUCAUUUUAUACAAUGUGUGUUAUAAUGUAAAUUCGAUGUCUACUGUGACUAUAAGAUAUUGUAUCAGCUCCAAUUUAAAAGCUGCAUCAAUUCAAUAAUUUGUUUAUUAUAAUUAAUAAAAAAUAAAGCAUUGUGUAAUCUGAUAAGUGACAAAUAAUGUUUUCAUGAUCUUCAUUUGUGAUAGUAAUAGCCUAGAACACUAGAAAAAAAACAUAUUCCAUUUGUGUAUUUUAUGAAUCAAUUUUUGAAGUUUCCAUGUUCUUGAGAAUUAACAUACAUAACUUAUUCGUUGAAAUAAUUGUUAAUUGUUUUACGAGAUUCACAUUUUUUUGGGGGUUGCUCUGGUAUCUUGUAACUAUCCCAAAUGUCGUUUAUGAAUAGUGAUAAUUAUUCUAAGUACAUUAUAUUCAUAUCAACAGUUUACUACAGUACCGUAAGUACAGUAUGUUAUAAUAUUGAAAACAUUAAAUGAA
This is a messenger RNA of Nilaparvata lugens (brown planthopper), 5264 nucleotides long. Its product is annotated as structural maintenance of chromosomes protein 3. Gene Ontology annotation, biological process: mitotic sister chromatid cohesion. The transcript is spliced from 26 exons. Gene Ontology annotation, molecular function: double-stranded DNA binding; cohesin loader activity; ATP hydrolysis activity. Gene Ontology annotation, cellular component: chromosome. The record is from RefSeq and is a predicted model, not a curated record. Lineage: Eukaryota; Metazoa; Arthropoda; Insecta; Hemiptera; Delphacidae. Bases 209 to 3820 code for a protein of 1203 amino acids.